UGGGACAGAGCCAAAGCGACCGGAACGCCUCAUCGAGGGCGCCCGUUUCCGGGCGGAAUGUGGAUCCGGACGUCAAAGUCCGCCACGCCGGGAGCCCAGCUUCCGGAGUCUCCUUGUGUCUCGGUGGGACUGUGGUGGCGAUGAGGCAGAAGCACUACCUCGAGGCUGCGGCGCGGAAACUGCAGGCUCGCUGCCCGGGCCAGGCCCGCUAUCUCCUCUGGGCCUUCAGUUCGUCACACGAUGCUAAAAGCACUUUUGAAGAAACAUGCCCAUACUGUUUCCAGUUGCUGAUUCUGGAUAAUUCUCGAGUACGCCUCAAACCCAAGCCCAAACUGACACCAAGAAUACAGAAACUUCUUAAUCGAGAAGCAAGAAAUUGUACACUCAGUUUUAAAGAAGCAAAAAUUGUGAAAAAGUACAAAGACUCCAAAAGUGUACUGUUGAUUACUUGUAAAACAUGCAACAAAACAGUGAAACAUCAUGGAAAGAGCAGAAGCUUUCUGUCAGCACUGAGGAGCAAUCCUGCCACUCCUGCGAGGAAACUCAGCCUGAAGACCCCAGAGAGAAAGUCUCUAGGUUCUGCAAACCUAAAUCACAGGGUGUCUGGUUCCAAAGGCAAGAGCCCAGCAUUGACUUUCAGAACACCCACAUCUGGACACUCAACACCCACUUGCUCCUCAAAAAAUGUGAACAAAACAAAGAAACACUUCUCUCAACUAAAAAUGUUACUUAGCCAGAGUGAAUCCAAAAAGAAUUCAAAGGUGGACUUCAGAAAUUUCUUAUCUUCUUUGUAAAGGAUGAACUUGUGGAAAUAAGAAAUGUUUAAUGCAAUUUCUGAAACUAAAGUUACCAGAAAAACAGCUUUUUAAAAACUAGGGUCUAACAGCAAACUUUUCUUGGCAGUAUUCUGUAUUUAUGGAGAAAAUACCUCAUUAGAAUGAAUAAUUAAAACCUGCCUAUCCCCAGGGUGAUUCUGAGAAUCAAAAACAUAUGAAAGGUCCUUGUAGGUAAUUUUAAAAAAAUAUAUGUUUAUUGAUUUUAGAGAGGAAGGGAGAGGGAGAGAAACAUCGAUCGAUU
This is a messenger RNA of Myotis brandtii (Brandt's bat), 1077 nucleotides long. It is a transcript of the gene RMP24, whose product is annotated as chromosome unknown open reading frame, human C18orf21. Lineage: Eukaryota; Metazoa; Chordata; Mammalia; Chiroptera; Vespertilionidae. The coding region runs from base 141 to 794 and encodes 217 amino acids. The transcript is spliced from 5 exons. The record is from RefSeq and is a predicted model, not a curated record.